AUUCUACCGCAUACUCGGAGGAAGAACAAGAAGAACCAACGUACAAUCUACGAAUCCACCACCAUCGUAGUUUCAUUCAAGUAAAAGUGACGAAUAGGUUGGUCGUGUCACUGCUAGAAUAAAAGCUGUAGAAAAUAAAAUUUGUGAAAGAGCUAUCGUACUUAUUCAAUCGAUUAAUAGCCAUUGAGAUUUGCAAAAGGAGAACCGUGAAGUGUUUGAUUCAGGAAAAGAUCUUACGUGCGGGUUGAUGUGAAAUAUUUAUGUGGCCGUCUUGUGUGUGACACUAGACACUCGGGGAAAUCAACACUGCCUGUGUUUUGAGUUUGAUGACAGGCCAGUUCUCUACGUGUUUUGUGCAACCUACAAACUAUUGUAAUUGCAAAACCAAUCCAGAAAGGAAUUCGGUAAAUAAUCGCCGAUUUAGACGUAGUGCGUGACGCAUGAAGCUGUGGAAUUCCUAGAAUAUGAGAUAAUUUUUGUUGACGUGUGUGUUUGUGACGUUGUGGUGUGAUCUAAACCAAACUCCCAUUUUGCCUGCGGUAGGUAAAUGUACGAUUUUACCAGGUUUCGGGAAGUUUCAAGUUUAUUCUAAAACACUUCGGAACGUAUUUCGCUUGAGUUUAGUUCUGUUUCAGUUUAUUGAUAAGAUCUGGUAGAAUUAAAUUUUAUACUAAAGUGAGAGUCAGGCGGAGAAAGUGGCGCAGUGUUUGAACAUAAAACAGAGAAACCGUGAUGAUCAACUUGAUCGACGAAGUCAGUUUCUAGUAUUCAUCUGGUGAAGACAGUGUAUGAUCAAGCAUCUGCAAAGAUGGGAGUAUGCUUGUGUAAGGACAAGGUGGAAGAUGGUUAUCUGAACGAGAAUAGUCGUGAUUCGUACGCUGCCAGUGGAAAUGAUGACGGCAGGGGCGGUCUGGUCGGAGUGGGUCACCAUGGCGGACGGUCCUGUGGACGCCUGGAUCGGAAAGUUUCCCUUUCGGACACAGUGGAUGAACUGGUGAAGGAAACAUUGGAAAUUAUAGGAUCCAUUGUUGACAAUGAACCCGAACCACCUAACUCGAUGAUUAUGCUGCACGACAUCACUGAUAAGCCAUCUGGCUGGAUUCAACUGGUAAAGUCACUUAUCCGAGUCGUACCGCUGGAGCAUCCGAUGGGACCAAGCGUUAUCACAUUGUUACUAGACGACAGUCCACUUCCAACGAAAGAUUCAGUCCUAGAGGUCGCCGAUAUGAUAACGCACUCAAUUCGCCGCACACCCAAAAGGGAACGGAAUCUUUGCGUUAUUCUAGGUUGCCUGGCGGAAAAGUUGGCCGGCCCCAGCAGCAUUGCAGUGUUAUCCGACAUCACGCUUGGAUAUCUACUAGGGAAUCUGGACGAAGGCAUCAACCCGGAUGUGAUGCUUUUUUCCUUGAUUGCGCUGGAGAAAUUUGCACAGACGAGCGAAAACAAGGCAACCAUCAAGCGAAAACUUGCCCUCUAUCCUGAAAAUCCACUGACGCGAUUGGAAAGGCACACCGAAAGCAACGAGUUCAUUUUUCGGCAAGUUGGAUUUUGCGCUCGUUGGUGCUUGGAUAAUUAUUUCCUCAUCGAGGGUCGAAAGUAUUCGUACGAGGUAACGGAUAUGAGUAAUGUAAACGUGAUGCUCAACACCCGUGACGUAAGCGAAUACCUUAAAAUCUCACCAGACGGGCUGGAAGCACGGUGCGACGCAUACUCGUUCGAGAGCGUCCGGUGUACAUUCCAAGUUAACACCGGCUGCUGGUACUACGAGGUACAGAUAAUCACACCUGGCGUCAUGCAGAUAGGUUGGGCUACCAAGGACUCCAACUUUCUUAGCCACGAGGGCUACGGUAUCGGUGACGAUGCGUACUCGAUAGCAUUCGACGGUUGCCGGAAACUGAUCUGGCACAGCGCCCGCUCAAUGCCUCACGAUCUUCACACUUGGAAGGGCGGUUCCAUUCUUGGAUGUCUGCUGGAUUUAGAUGCACGAGAAGUGAUAUUUAGCUUGGACGGAUUCGAGGGUGGUAUACUGAAGCAGGUUUUCGGUAGUGCUCGAGAUGGAUUUUUCGCGGCGGCUUCAUUUAUGUCCUUUCAGCAGUGUAGGUUCAAUUUCGGAUCGACACCAUUCGUGUAUCCUCCGAAAAACAGACAGUUCAUGAGUUUUAAUGAUCAUGCACAGUUGAAAGAUCAAGAUAAGAUUGUUUUACCACGGCAUCUAUUCUUAGAGCAAUUACGAAAGUUGAGCGUUCGCGAGGACUCGUGUACGCUCUGCGUCGACAAGAAAGCCUCGAUUCGGAUAGAACCCUGCAAGCAUCGUGGCUUUUGUACGACGUGCGCGGCAUUGCUGCAGUUUUGUCCAAUGUGCCGAGCGGAAAUAGUCAGCACUGUACAGGAAGUGACUGCCGACAGCCCUGUGUCGGAGGAUGUUCCGAUGGCAAUCUGAUGUCACUCUAGCAGCUAAUGAAGAAACAAAGUGAAGCGAUAGAUAGACGCGUAGAACAUUGCUAUAAUGAAACCAUAAAUUUAAUCGAACAUGAAAACACGAGAAAACAUUUGUGAUAUCAAUAUUUAAAAAAAAGUAAUAGCUAUACUCUAUGUUUCAGUCUCACUGGAAGUAAUUCGAUCUAAUCUGUUUGCCAUUAUUUACUUUGGAAUUCGAUUUGAAUUUUUUUCGGCAAAUUACGGCGAUACGUAAUUAAGUACCUAUUUCUGGGCGCAUCUGUUUUGCAAAGCAGCUAUUGUCCAAAGUAAGUUCACAAUGGGACUAUUCUGUUCAACGCAGUCUUCCGAAUCGAAUCAAGAUAGAUAGGACCGAUGCUGUACAACUUGAAUCCCUGUUCUGAUUAUUCUGAGCAAGUUGCCGGCCUGAUUGCCUAAAACUUACUUCAAAUUUGUUGAAGUUUGUCGUUGUUAGUCGUUCGUAGCUACUUUAUGAGCUUCGUAUGUUUUCGGUAGGCUUGUAGUUUGUUUUAAGAUUGAAGCCAUUCGUUCAUUAUAGAUAGCUUUAUGGUGAUAAACCUCAUAAUUUUAUUUACACGUUAACACUAAUCAUAUAUAUCGAGUAUCGUGCGACAAAUCUUGUAUGUCAAGCGAAUAUGUUUUAUUUCGUCAGUCGUUUUAGUUGAAACAGGUAUUGGUAGAAACAUGAUGUACAUGUAACCACCUGCAUGGCCCAAUUAAUAGUUAAAACCUGAAUCAAAAAUUGAUAGAAGUGAAACAACCGUACAGAAACGAAAUGACUGAUAUAUUUUUGUACGAUAUCAAAAAAAAAAAAAACAAA
Messenger RNA from Wyeomyia smithii (pitcher-plant mosquito), 3277 nucleotides. RefSeq names its product RING finger and SPRY domain-containing protein 1-like. The transcript has 7 exons. Bases 809 to 2440 code for a protein of 543 amino acids. Gene Ontology annotation, molecular function: protein binding; ubiquitin-protein transferase activity. Gene Ontology annotation, cellular component: cytoplasm. NCBI's taxonomy places the organism in Eukaryota, Metazoa, Arthropoda, Insecta, Diptera, Culicidae. The record is from RefSeq and is a predicted model, not a curated record.